Molecule: messenger RNA, 368 nt
Organism: Nezara viridula (southern green stink bug)
Lineage: Eukaryota; Metazoa; Arthropoda; Insecta; Hemiptera; Pentatomidae
Source: the annotation of a GenBank genome assembly
AUGCACUCUCGGGUGAAUGUCCGAAGCGUGGACAGAGGUAGACGUAGGUACAGACGUAGGAUCGUAUUCAGUCUUUCCAGAACUGGAGUAAUGACUUCGAAGGAGGGACUGAAGAGGAAGAUAUUAGAAGAAGCUUCGUUUCCGAGGAAGAAGAUGCGGACGAUUUUUUUUCGGAGUACGGUGCAUGGAACAAUAGAGAGACCUCCGGCAUCGGCAGCGCAAGUGAGCUUAACUUGCAGAUUGAAAGAUGCAGAUUUGGAGGAAAACAACGCAGACCCCACGAUCUACACGACGUUCGAUGCAAGCCCUUCGUAUUGUAUCGUAACGACGUUACAGAAUAGCAAGCGGUUGUCUAUUUACGAGCCUGA